Molecule: messenger RNA, 808 nt
Organism: Argiope bruennichi
Lineage: Eukaryota; Metazoa; Arthropoda; Arachnida; Araneae; Araneidae
Exons: 4
Coding region: 176-808 (210 amino acids)
Source: RefSeq, a predicted model, not a curated record
ACGACGCAUCGAGCGGUGACCGCCAUGGCUCCCCUAGUCCCGGAGAUUACGUCAUUCGCGCUUCCCUGACACAGAGCGUCGAUCGCGAUCGACCCGUUCACACAACCACUGAGGAUUCCGAAGGCCCGGCGUCUUGCUCUACAUUCAAGAUCAACAUUUUCCUGUAGUAGUGGGCAUGGAUCUCAGCGAGAGGGGCCUCCCUCCUUCGAAAUACAGCAGAUUAAGUCCAGAUAAAAGCGAUAAUCGAUCGUCUCGAAUGCUCAUGAACUUCGUGGAAGAAGUGAAACGCAAGAAGCCCAAGAACUAUCGUUUCCACUAUGAGUGGGAGAGCGAAUUCCUCUUCACCAUGUCCAACGGCAAAUGCACCUGCCUCAUCUGCCACGCGACGGUGGCCAUCAGCAAGAAGAGCAACCUCAGGAGGCACUUCACCACCAUGCACAAGCAGUUCAACUCCCAAUACCCGGAGAACUCGUCUGCCAGAGCCAUGAAGGUGGUGGAACUUAAAUCAGCCUUCCCUACGUCAAGCCUCAUGGACGACUGCGUCACAAUGGGGCUGUCACCCACCAAGCCACCAAGUCCAGCUGCCACCACCAAGUACUUCGAUUUCUUCCCGUCGCCAGAGUGCAGUGACUCUCCUGGUAAGGAAAACUGUUUUACAGGUAGUUCUUACGGAUGUCGGAUCAAUAACUCCGGCCUCUUCGACAGACUUGGCGACCAUUUGGCAGACGAAUUUGAAUUUCUAGAAUCUACAAGAAUCUUGGCUUGGAUGCUAGUUAUAGUGGUUUCUCUAGAAUCUUCUUUGUCCUGA